CGAUAUGAGUCAGGCUUUCUAGGGUUUCUAAUCUCUUCGGAAACGAAAACAGAUUCUAUCUAACCUAAUUGGAAAUGCCUUGAUUUCUGGAUGUCCCGAGUGAAUUAUGGUGUCUAUAAGUGGAUUUGAAGAACGGAAAAUUGCAGGUAACGGAGUAUAGUGGCGAAUGAAGAUAACUGAUUAUCUCUCGUCUUACUCUGCUCCUAUAUGGGCGACUUUGAUAGCUGGUGUCCUUUUAGUCAUCACCCUUUCACUUUCGAUGUAUCUUCUCUUGGAGCACCUCAAUGCAUACAAAAAUCCUGAGGAGCAAAAGUUUUUGAUGGGGGUUAUCCUUAUGGUUCCUUGCUAUGCUGUAGAAUCGUUUGUAUCCCUGGCGAAUCCAUCCAUUAGUGUUGAUUGUGAGAUACUAAGGGAUUGCUAUGAAUCAUUUGCCAUGUAUUGCUUUGGAAGAUACCUUGUUGCAUGCUUAGGUGGGGAAGAGAGGACUAUCGAGUUCAUGGAAAGACAAGGACGUGCAAAAACCCCACUGUUAGGAUCUGAUUCUGAACCUGGAACAGUGAAGCAUCCUUUUCCUAUGAAUUAUGUCCUAAAACCAUGGAAACUUGGCCAAUGGUUUUACCAAGUUAUAAAAAUUGGCAUCGUUCAAUAUAUGAUAAUCAAGUUGUUGACUGCUCUUUUAGCAUUGAUUCUUGAAGCUUUUGGUGUCUAUUGUGAAGGAGAAUUCGAAUGGAAUUGUGGGUAUCCUUAUAUGGCGGUGGUUCUCAAUUUCAGUCAGUCAUGGGCUUUAUACUGUUUAGUUCAAUUUUAUACUGUUACAAAGGAUGAAUUGGCACACAUAAGACCAUUGGCCAAGUUUUUGACAUUUAAGUCGAUUGUGUUUUUGACUUGGUGGCAAGGUGUGGCAAUUGCUAUAUUUUAUGCCCUUGGUUUAUUUAGAAGUCCAAUAGCUGAAGGCUUACAGUUCAAGUCAAGCGUCCAAGACUUCAUCAUUUGUAUAGAGAUGGGUAUUGCUUCUGUUGUUCACCUGUAUGUAUUCCCUGUGAAACCUUACGAGCUAAUGGGAAAUUGCUUUCAUGGAACUGUUUCGGUCCUUGGAGACUAUGCAUCUGUUGAUUGUCCUCCAGAUCCUGAUGAGGUUAGGGACAGUGAACGACCAACAAAGUUGCGCUUGCCUCAGCCUGAUGAAGAUGUUAGAAGUGGAAUGACCAUCAGAGAAAGAGUGCGGGACGUUUUUGUUGGUGGUGGUGAAUAUAUUGUGAAUGAUGUUAAGUUCACGGUAAACCAAGCAGUUGAGCCUGUGGAGAAGGGGAUUACAAAGUUCAAUCAGAAACUAAAUAAGAUCUCCCAAAGCAUUAAAAAGGAUAAGAGAAAAACAAAGGAUGAUAGCUGCAUUGCAUCAUCAUUUCCUGAUCGGAGGGUGAUUCGUGGUAUAGAUGAUCCCCUCUUGAAUGGGAGCUUUAGUGAUAGUGGGGUUGCAAUGGGGAAGAAGAACCGCUGGAAACCAGGAUAUAACACAAGUGGAGAAAGUGGGGGAGAACGCAGCAGUGAUCAAAGUUCUGGUGCGUAUCAAAUCAGGGGCAAUAGGUGGGUCAUAAAAUAGUAACCUGGAUAGGUAGUGUGAAGAUUUAAAGAAAAAGAUUUGGCCUGAUGGUAACCAGCUCGCUCUUUAUCUGCAAUACCCAAUAGUUGCUUCACGAGGAGGCUGAAAGUUAUGCUUUAAUCAAAUUUGCAGCUGUGGUUGUUUUAGCUGGGGAUCCAAUGAAUGUUUUCUGGUUUACUUCAUGAAUACCUUGUUUCCAUGCCGUAUAGAGUUUGGAAUGCGGUUUAGUUGUUAUCAAGAAUGAAUGAAUGAAGAAUCAGGAUGCAUAAUUGGGCAUCUUUAUCUCAUGUUUCAGAUGUCCAUGUUCUCUUCCCAUUUCAAUCUGGACCAUUAUUCUAACGUUCUGAAGAUUUUGAACAGAUCUUUGUAUCGAUUCCUUGACUAUUUGCGCGUUGUUCAUAAAAUGCUGCAUCUCAU
Molecule: messenger RNA, 2017 nt
Organism: Rubroshorea leprosula
Lineage: Eukaryota; Viridiplantae; Streptophyta; Magnoliopsida; Malvales; Dipterocarpaceae
Source: the annotation of a GenBank genome assembly